Messenger RNA from Nestor notabilis (Kea), 1265 nucleotides. RefSeq names its product arf-GAP with coiled-coil, ANK repeat and PH domain-containing protein 2-like. Gene Ontology annotation, molecular function: GTPase activator activity; protein binding. The annotation marks the transcript as partial. The transcript has 8 exons. Lineage: Eukaryota; Metazoa; Chordata; Aves; Psittaciformes; Psittacidae. Gene Ontology annotation, cellular component: endosome membrane. The record is from RefSeq and is a predicted model, not a curated record.
CUUAUGUGUGAAUUGGGAAAUGAUGUUAUAAAUAGAAUUUAUGAAGCCAAGUUGGAGAAAGUGGGAGUAAAGAAGCCACAACAUGGAAGCCAAAGGCAGGAGAAGGAGGCAUACAUCAGAGCAAAAUACGUGGAAAGAAAGUUUGUGGACAAGCAGCCUGCAUCAGUAUCUCUGCUUGAAUCUGGAACAAAAGUUUUGCCUCAAAGUAAAGAAGAGAAAAGGCACAGUGGCCCUGAAAAAUCCCUUUUGGCAGGGGAACAGGUUGUGGCAUCCCAAAAAGUGCAAAGCAGUGACAGUGGGAUCCAGCAGAGUGUUGAUGACAGCAGAGAACACCUUGCCUCUACUAUAUCAGCCAACAGCUUGUAUGAACCAGAAGGAGACAAGCAAGAGUCUUCUGUGCUCUGUGACUCCAAACAGCCUAGUCCAGGAUUGCAGCUGUAUCAAGCUGCCUUUGAGAAGAAUCUUCCUGAUAUGGCAGAAGCAUUGGCUCAUGGAGCUGAAGUAAACUGGGUCAAUGUAGAAGAAAACAAAGCAACACCACUCAUUCAGGCAGUGCGAGGGGGUUCAUUGGUUACUUGUGAAUUUUUGCUGCAGAAUGGGGCCAAUGUGAACAUCAGGGACAUGAAGGGAAGGGGACCUCUGCACCACGCCACAGUUCUAGGACACACUGGACAAGUGUGUUUAUUCCUAAAACGAGGAGCAAACCAGCAUGCCACUGAUGAAGAUGGGAAGGAUCCAUUGAGUAUAGCAGUAGAAGCUGCAAAUGCAGAUAUUGUAACAUUGUUGCGUUUAGCAAGGAUGAAUGAAGAAAUGCGUGAAUCAGAAGGACUCUAUGGACAGCCAGGAGAUGAAAUUUAUCAGGACAUUUUCCGUGACUUUUCUCAAAUGGCAUCAAAUAAUCCAGAGAAGCUAAACCGUUUCCAGCAGUCAGAUUCCCAGAAGUCUUAAGUGUCAAGAAGAAAAAGAACCUGAUCCUUGUAGUGCAAGUCUUUUUUUUUUUACUUUAACAGAAUGAAUUAUAUGUGUUGUGUUAGAUAGUUUGGAUAAAACGGCCACUCCAUUGUAGCUUUAGAUUGUGGUAGCUGGGGGAAAGUAUGAGUUGUUUUAUGUUCUACAGUAUGUAUACCUCAGCAGCCGAAGAAAAUGUUUAUAAAAAGGAGUAUCUGCUAGCUCAGUAUAAAAACAGUACCUGUUAGCCAGUACAAAGUUUGUCUGUGAUUCGUACCAUAAGGUAGCAGAGCAAAGCUGUGUGCAUUGCAGACUGG